AUGUCACAGCCUGGCGAGUCAUUCACAUUGCUGGAGAGCGGCACUUCGCGCCAACACUUCAAGCUCGCCAAAGCACUCGAAGAUGCGAGCACUCCAAGGCAAAGAGACAUCGUCAUAGUCGAGACCGUGGCUGAGCUCCGCAAGCAGCUUACUUCGCGAGCACUAUCGAGCGAUGUUUCAAAGCUCACCUCAGCACUUCUCACCUUGCUUCACUGUCUCCAGCACUACCCUGCUUCGGAUACCACGUUAACAGUAUCUCCUGCCACACUCGAUGUCAGCUUUGCGCUGAUACCAGCAUUGCAGCUUCUCGGACUUGCGACGGACUGGAAGCGCCUCCUCCUUGCACAUCAGCUUCUACCAUACCUUUUGCCUUUGCGGACACAUACAGAAACGGAUCGCAGGCUAGCGGUCAAUGACUUGCUUGAAUCCCAGGUCGAUGACCUGGAUAGCAAGAGUCAGACCUCAGCAUCCGCAUCCGCAUCGACAUCUUCACGCCCUCCGUCAUUCAUCGCUCGUAGCCCUCCGUCUCAUCGCUACUCAGAUCCAGCUUCGACUCGGGACAACAAGGACGCGCAAUCUUCGAUAUCGCAAGGAAGCGUGGAUGAUUCUUCUUCCCUCCUCCUUCUCAACACAUUCAGGGCCAAUCUGACAGCAGCUGUCGGGCAGGCUGAACAGGACAAUGAACGCUCAGAUCGUCAGCGCUCUGCCAGAUUAAGCUCGCGUUCCAGCUCUCCGACCUUAUCACGCUCUCCCUCACGCAUACGGCUCACCAAGAUUCCCAGUCACAAUGCAUCUUCUUUCAGAAUUCAGUUUCGUGCCUCAGCAUCUUUGCGGUCACUCGCGGCAGGGACGCCACAAGGACCAGCUGUGCUCCCAUCUCUGGCCUCCACGCUAGUCGCGCUGACUAAACACUCCGACUCUUCAAUACGGUCUCUGACGCUCAACGUCAUGCUUGCGUGCGCAUCCUUCUCGUCCUCCGAUGCCGCUGACAAAGAAGGCCAGCUCGAGGUGCUUGACGCAGCUCUGACGAUUGUCCGCCUUACUCUCGCCUCGACGUACGCCUUUUCACCUGGCUCAGGCCUAGACGAGCAGCAAGGUCUCAUUCUGUCAGAGAUGGAGCGUCGUGUCGACUCCAACCCUUCCGUGCUUCGCUCAUGUAUAAGAGUCAUCGAUCACGCUCGCGCUGUUGGCUUGAUAACGAACGCAGAAGCAGCGUGCCAUGCUGUCGAGGCGCUGCAAGCAAGCAGAUGGGCACCGAUGCAUCUCGACCUUCCGGAAUUUCAGCAGCAGCGGAUUGCUCCGUCUGUGGUGACCCGCACCGAAGGGAUCCGCGCCCGUAAGGCUGCCAAGCAAAAGCCAACAUUGCAGUCCGACCACGACUAUCACGGAACAUAUGCUCCAUGGCUCGUUGAAGCAUGCUUGUCUUCGUUGACCAAGUCUCUUCGAGAUUUGCUGCAGUCAUCCACCGCAGUCGACACAAGUACUAGCGUGGAGCUGACGAAGACCAUCCUGCGUUUGUACAAUGUGGCGUCUCAAGGCAAAGCAGCCGCAUUCGCACUUUGCGUUUCGGCUGCCAUGUGUAUCGGCGCUCUACACAGCAAGAGCAUAGAUUCAUCCAGCCCCUCUGAUGGAGAAACUACCGCCCUGUGGUCUUCAGCAUCGACGCAUAUCAUGUCUCAGCUGCAUAGCACCAAUCCGAACCGCAAGACCACGGCUCUCAUGUUGCUUGAAGCGCUGUUGCCGAUCGGAUGGGCUCAGGUUACAGAUUCAGAGGAACGAGAAGAUCAAACUUCGGUCCGGUCGCCAUUACAGGUUUCCGAAGAGGACAUGGGUCAGCUGAUGGCGUUUCUCGCGGAUCCAGACACGUCCAUACGUAAGAGAGCGUUGACGCUUCUUGACAGAGUCGAUCCAAGCAUCACACGGCUUCUGCGGGGUCAGCUCCAAUCAGCUGUUGAUGCGGCUUUGUCAAGCGGAGGUGGCCAUAGCAGUCUACCCGUAAACGAGUCUGUUGGCGAUCCUACCUUGGACUUGAUGCAACGACUGGUCGAGGUCGCAAUCUUCGCAGUGGCUUCGUCAGGCUUUGAUGGUUCAUCAGCACAGAGCUCAGAAGCUGCUGAUUCGAUGACUGCUCUCGAACAAGCAAUCACCAGCGUGACUACGUAUGGAAUCUUUGAAUUCUUCGAGCGCAAUUUUGCGUUGCAGGAGACAGCCUGGCUCGAACGUAUCCUCAUUAGCAUUAGAACGUUGCCACUCGAAGCGCGACUCGACCUGCUGCAACGUCUUACAAGAGGCAUCAGAAAGAUGGAGGAUGCGUCGCACGCUACAACGGGCCUGUACUUGGUCUGCCGUCUAAUCUGCAAUCUGGAUGCGCGCGACUUUCGCGGGGAAAAAGACACUGACUCGUUCAUCAGAUGGGUGUCAUCAGAGCUGCUAAGCUCCCACGGGCUUCCCGGCACGCUCGUUCGACUCUCGAUGGAUCGUUCUGAAGCGAUCGCUGCACGGGAAGCUGUGCUUGGUGUCCUUGCUCGCACCAUCUCCCUCGUCACACAGAUCGUUGGAUCUAGGAGGGCCGCUUCAGAUCUGGCCACUGGACUAGAGACGCUUCAAUCGACGCUGUCGAAAGUCGUCGAAGCUGCAUCGCCAGCCGCUCUUCGCACGGAAGCUGGCAACUUGCAGCUCAUCUGUCAAAACCACCUUUGUCUCGAUUCCGAUUUGGAUGGCGGGCUGGCGAGAAGGAUCUUCACACUUGCCAGCAAAAGUCAUACGAUCGAGGACGCCGUUCGGGUCUUGCUGGAGCUACAUCUCGAACCUCGUUCGCCAGAGAACAAGAGCGAAAGAGGAAACUUCGACUCUUCUCACAUCUCCACAGGUUCAUCUAUUCUAGCCACUGCAAGCCAGCUCUUUGCGCCCACAAUCGGAUCGGCAAAGCACCCAACUGACACCAAGCACACUUUUGCAGAUUUACGGUCUCAACAUCAAUUGCCGGACUCUGUCUUGCAAUCCUCGCGGCUGUUGUCACCCGACGAUAGCACUGCAACGCUGAGAUCCUCAAAGCACGAUUCGCGAUCUCCCACCGGCAAGCCUCGAGAGCGUCGCUCACGCCGUGAUAUCGACCACCAGCAAGCUUCUGCCAUCUCCUCAGAGUUGAAGCGCAUCCGCGACCGGAACAUUGCUGCAGCCAUGUCCGAUUCAAUAGCCAAUCUGGUACUGGGCUCUAACGCAAGGACGCAGUCCUCCGACAACGAAGUAAUCUUUUCGGCGACCUCCUCGGGGCUGCUGGAAAAUGAGGAAUUUGAGCUGGUCAAUGAAGUUGCGGACUCCGAACGUCGAUUAGAUGCGGCAGCCGAGACAGGACAGAAGCCCUCGCUGUUGGACCUUGUCCAUCAAUGUCACAAUCACGAGCCUUGGCUAGACAUGAGCUUGACGCCCUUCGUUCUUGACGGAGUCCAGAUCGGAUUUCUACCGCCUCAGGUGGUCAAGGCAUGCGUGGAAGAUUCGGAAAAGCAACGUCAGGCCGGGGCCCCUGCUGUGCUUCGCAAAGUGCACUUUGCCAUGCACCACCGAGAGAUCGUGCCACCAACAACCGCAACCCGGGUGUGCGAAGCCAUCACCUUUACACCUGAGUUCUCAAUCCCGGAAAGAAGGACAGCCGGUCUCAAUGCAGUAGCACAACGAUGGCGGGAGGCAAGCAUCUUCCCUGACCCACUCGACGGCUGGCGCAAUGAGCUUUACGCAAUCUACGGACUCAACCCACGACCAGGCUCUCGCAAUACAAUUGCCUUUAAGCUGGAGCGUUCAGCCUGCGCCCUUUUCGGAUUUGCAACCUUUGGUGUCCAUCUGACUGCGUACACGGUCUCACCAGGCACGGGCGAGCUCAAAGUGUGGGUGCCUCAGCGAAGCAGCACCAAGUCGACAUGGCCUGGGUACCUGGACAAUUCGGUUGCAGGCGGAAUCGUUGCUGGCGAUCUACCGAUGGAAAGCAUGGUGCGUGAAUGCGAGGAAGAGGCAAAUUUGGAGUCGACUCUUGUGGAGAAACACAUCAAGCAAACCGGCGUCUUGAGUUACUGCUACAAGACAGCCAAACAAGGCUGGAUGCAGCCUGAGGUGGAAUACGUCUACGACCUUCCCUUACCUUCAGACGUCACGCUUCAACCCAAGGACGGCGAGGUGGAUCACUUUGAACUGAUGACCCUCGACGAGAUCUACAACAAGAUGAGACAGGGCAAAUUCAAGGCCAAUUGCGUGUUGGUUUUGCUCGACUUUUUGAUCCGACAUGGACACAUUACUGCCGAGAACGAGCCGAGUUAUCGUCAAAUAGUAGCUCAAUUGCAUGUAGACUUACGACUGCCUGGUCCAUGA
This is a messenger RNA of Ustilago hordei, 4359 nucleotides long. RefSeq lists its product as uncharacterized. The coding region runs from base 1 to 4359 and encodes 1452 amino acids. NCBI's taxonomy places the organism in Eukaryota, Fungi, Basidiomycota, Ustilaginomycetes, Ustilaginales, Ustilaginaceae. Gene Ontology annotation, molecular function: 8-oxo-dGDP phosphatase activity. The record is from RefSeq and is a predicted model, not a curated record. The transcript has 2 exons.